UUGAAUGUCAAUUUCGCAAACAAUGAUGAUAUGAUCAAAAAAACAAAAACGAUGAUGAUAGUGAAUAGUAAAUACAGAUUUUCUUUGUCAUUAUCUCAUCUGUUCUGUAUUGAAUUAUAGUAUCAAGUUCAAGUACGAUUUUUUCUUUCGGCUUUUAUUUUGUCUAAUUCAUCGUAUACGACUUUGUUUGUGAUUGACAGACAAAUUAACCCGGAUGUUUCAAACAUUUUGAUCAUUGAGAUUAAAAUAGAAAUUGUUGUUUUUUAUUGUAUAUCCAGAAAAAAUGACCAAUAAAAAACAACAGCCAUCAUUAAUGAUUGAACGAAGAAUUCUUAUAAUUGAACCAUUUUAUAGUGGAUCACAUAAACGAUUCAUUGAAACAUUGCUUCCAUUAUCUGUAGACUAUGAUUCAGUGUUGGCCCAUACAUUGCCUCAUAAUAAUCCUAUUAAACAAAUAAAUAAUGAUAAAAAUCCACAACAAUCGAAUCAUUCAACAUCGAAAGUAUGUGCAAAUUCAUCAAUGAAUAAACCAUCAAAACUUCCAACAGGAUCACAAUCAUCAAAAUGGCCACGUUUCAAAUUCACAUUAGUCGAAAUGACGGGUAAAAAAUGGCAUUGGCGAUCAAGAACCAGUGCUUUAUAUUUGUCCCGUGUAAUUAUCAAUAAUGCUGAUCAACAUUUUGAUGUCUUAUUCACAUCAUCUAUUUUAAAUCUUGCCGAAUUAAUUGCUCUACGGCCGGACAUUGCUCGCAUUUCUUACAAAAUUAUUUAUUUUCAUGAAAAUCAAUUAGCAUAUCCAAUACAACAUCAUAAGGAACGAGAUUUUCAAUAUGGUUAUAAUCAAAUACUUUCAAGUUUGGUUGCCGAUAAGAUUGUGUUCAAUUCAAAAUAUAAUCGUACAUCAUUCAUUGGAAAUAUACGAACAUUUUUAAAAAUGAUGCCCGAUUAUCGUCCACCAGAUAUCGAUCAAAUGAUUUACAGUAUUGAACAAAAAUCUCGUAUACUUUAUUAUCCGAUUCGUUUCAAUAACAUACCAUUGAUGCAUGCACAGCGUCGUGAGAAAAAAAUUUUGCAUAUCAUUUGGCCACAUCGAUGGGAGCAUGAUAAAAAUCCGGAAGCAUUUUUUAACAUUCUGUUUCGAUUGAAAGAAGAACGACAAAUACCAUUUAAAUUAUCGGUUCUUGGUGAAAAUUAUUCGGAGAUACCAAAGAUAUUUGUUGAAGCUAAAACACGUUUAGCCGAACAGAUUGUACAUUGGGGUUAUGUUGAAUCCAAUCAAGAUUAUUACGAUGUAUUGGCCAGCGGUAAUUGUUGCAUAUCGACUGCGUUACAUGAAUUUUUCGGUGUCUCAAUGUUAGCUGCCUACUGUGGUUGUUAUCCAUUAUGUCCAUCACGUCUAGUAUAUCCAGAAAUAUUUCCAGCCCAAUACAUCUAUGAAUCAGAUGAACAACUUUUAUCAAAAUUAGAAGAAUUUGGCCGACAACCGGAUAAGAUUCCCUUACCAUUGGAUAUUGCAUAUGAUGUAUUUGAUUGGAUCUAUUGUCAAGAUGAAUAUCGUUCAUUAUUUACGAAAAUCAAUCAUAAAGAUGAUGGUGGCAGUGAUCGUUCAACACCACAACAUUCACCAACACAACCAGCAUUGAUAUCAACAUUAACAUCAAAAUUUAAAUCAUCGGUUUUGAAUCAUAAAUGAAUGAAUAGAUUAUUUUAUUUAACUGCCUAAAAAAUCUAUAAUAAUUCAAGCACCUCACAUUGUUUAUUUAAUUUAAAAAAUGGAACAUCACCAUGAAUAAGCACCAAUUUAUCAUUAUUAUUCAGAUUGUUUUACAUAACUAUUCAUCAAUGUUGUUUGCCGUUUGUUUUCUAGCCCAUAUAAUAUGUUUGCAAAUUC
Molecule: messenger RNA, 1891 nt
Organism: Dermatophagoides pteronyssinus (European house dust mite)
Lineage: Eukaryota; Metazoa; Arthropoda; Arachnida; Sarcoptiformes; Pyroglyphidae
Product: tRNA-queuosine alpha-mannosyltransferase
Molecular function (GO): glycosyltransferase activity
Source: RefSeq, a predicted model, not a curated record